CGUCUUGAUAUAUUAUAAUAUCGAUGGUUUAGAUAAGUAUUAUUGCCUCCAAUAGCUUUUCAAGCUGAUUCUGCUCCGAAUAUUAAUUUUGUUUUAAUUAUCAAUUUAAAUUCGCUGAUGGCCAAAAGUCAACUUCCCGACUGGAUCAAAAGAGAUUAGGAACAAGCUUUUCAAGACGAAGUCCUUGUAUUAUUAUUUAUGAUAUACAUUUGAUAACCUUAUUUCCAUUACUUGACUACUUCCAACUAGCAGUAAAAAGUCGUAGUGCGUAGUUCUGGUAUUUUACCUAACCACGUAUAAGCGAUUUUAAGGAUGAAAUCUUGGCAGGAAUCGGCAAGUUUGAUAUUAGCAGCACGUCACGUGCAAAAAUAUAAUUCCACGGUGUUGCCUGCAAUUCACAAUUAUAAAUUGCUAUGGUUGAAACGUCAUCAAAAAUCAAGUUUUAUGCCGGGAACGUACGUCUUCCCGGGCGGUACUGUGGACUCAGCUGAUUCUAACCUGAAGUGGCGGGAAAUCUUCGCCGCCUUCGGUGUAAACAAUGACAGAUUCGCAUCUCUGCUCCCAAAAAUUGCGGUGCGUCCAGAGAUUUAUCGAUCAAGACAAGAUGAACUCCCGAGAGAGAUCUCGCUACGUAUCACUGCGAUUCGCGAGACCUUCGAGGAGUCCGGAAUAUUGAUAUGUAAACAUAAAGAUGACCAUACGUCUACUAAUUGGGCCAAACACGUGUCAAUUCCGAAAAAUGAGUUGCAAAUGUGGCAGAAAAAGGUACACAACGAUGCUACAGAAUUCCUUACUCUCUGCGAGAAGUUGGAUUGCUAUCCAGACUUGUGGGCACUGUAUGAAUGGAGAAAUUGGUUAACACCUGCGACUUUGCCUAAACGCUUCAAUACUAUAUUCUAUUUAGUCUGUUUACCGUUCAUGCCUUAUGCUGAAUAUGAAGCGUCUGAAAUGGAAGAUCUGAAAUGGGAAACGCUAGAAAGUAUUUGCUCAAUGGAUAUUACAUUACCACCGCCACAACAAUAUGAAGUUGCAAAAUUAACUCAAUUUAAAAAUAUAGAUGAAUUGCUACAUUUUGCUGAGGAACGCAAUACAGAAGAAGCACUACAGUUGUUUUUACCGGUGUUUAUACAACUAAAAGAUGGUGCCAUACAAAUUAUGCCUGGGGAUACAAUGUAUCCAAAGGAAGUUAGUUUAUCGGAACAAAUAAUCGAUAAAUCAGAUAUUACCAUAGAUGAAUAUCGAAAAAUGACACCAAUAAAAAAUAGAGUAGAAUAUGGGAACACACAAAUAAAAAUCAUUUUUACUGAUGAACAUGGGAAAGAUAAUUAUGUGGAAAUGUCAACGGCUGGCUAUACAAAACACGCACAUAAAGAGACUAAAAAUAAACUCUAAAAACAAAAUAUAAAAUAAAUUAAGAGUAUAAGGAAA
Messenger RNA from Nylanderia fulva, 1428 nucleotides. RefSeq names its product acyl-coenzyme A diphosphatase NUDT19. Lineage: Eukaryota; Metazoa; Arthropoda; Insecta; Hymenoptera; Formicidae. The record is from RefSeq and is a predicted model, not a curated record. Gene Ontology annotation, molecular function: hydrolase activity, acting on acid anhydrides, in phosphorus-containing anhydrides. Gene Ontology annotation, cellular component: mitochondrion.